Messenger RNA from Choloepus didactylus (southern two-toed sloth), 2961 nucleotides. RefSeq names its product vanin 1 (gene VNN1). The record is from RefSeq and is a predicted model, not a curated record. Bases 298 to 1788 code for a protein of 496 amino acids. Lineage: Eukaryota; Metazoa; Chordata; Mammalia; Pilosa; Megalonychidae. Gene Ontology annotation, molecular function: hydrolase activity, acting on carbon-nitrogen (but not peptide) bonds, in linear amides. The transcript is spliced from 8 exons.
GCUCCUCUGCCACAUGGCAGUGUGCACGGCGGCAUCUGCUGGUCUCUCUUUUCUCCUCUGGGUUUCAUUCCUUUCAGCUUCUUGCUUCUGUGGUUCCCUCUCUCUCCCCCUCUCUCCUCAUAGGCCUGCCAUCAGCCCCAUGAGGGAAUGCUUCAAUGACUCCUCCCCAAUUCAAGCCUGGAGAGGACUGAGAUAAGGACAGCAUGGCAGCCUGUGAGAGAGUCUGAGCCCGAGGCACCCUGCUAAGCUACGCCUGCACUCCGGACCCCAGAAACUCAAUCAUUGGCCCUCAGCACGAUGGCUUCUCAGUUGCUGGCUUAUGUGGCAGUUUUGGUUUUCUGUGUCUUAAACGUCAGCUCCCUGGAGACGUUUAUUGCAGCUGUUUAUGAGCAUGCGGUGAUACUGCCUAAAGCCACGCUGAUAGCUGUGUCCCGUGAGGAGGCAUUGGCUCUCAUGAACCAAAAUUUGGACCUUUUGGAGGGAGCGAUCACAUCUGCAGCAAAGCAGGGUGCACAUAUUAUUGUGACUCCAGAAGAUGCGAUUUAUGGCUGGAACUUCAACAAGGAAACUAUCUAUCCAUACUUGGAGGAUAUCCCAGACCCUCAAGUAAACUGGAUCCCUUGUAACGAUCCCAACAGAUUUGGCCACACGCCAGUGCAAGAAAGGCUCAGCUGCCUGGCCAAGAACAGCUCUAUCUACGUUGUGGCAAAUAUUGGGGACAAAAAACCCUGCAAUGCCAGUGACCCUCAGUGUCCCCGUGACGGCCGUUACCAAUACAACACUGAUGUGGUGUUUGAUUCAGAGGGCAGGCUGGUGGCACGCUACCACAAGCAAAACCUAUUCAUGGGUGAAGAUCAAUUCAAUACACCCAAGGGGCCUGAGAUGGUGACUUUCGACACCACCUUCGGAAGGUUUGGCAUUUUCACCUGCUUUGAUAUUCUCUUCCAUGAGCCUGCGGUUACCCUGGUGAAAGACUUCCAUGUGGACACCAUUCUCUUCCCGACAGCAUGGAUGAAUGUUUUACCACAUUUGUCAGCUGUCGAAUUCCACUCUGCCUGGGCGAUGGGCAUGGGAGUGAAUUUCCUUGCAUCCGAGAUACAUUAUCCCCCAUAUAAUAUGACAGGAAGUGGCAUCUAUGCACCCGAUUCUCCAAGAGCAUUUCAUUAUGAUAUGAAGACAAAGGAGGGAAAGCUCCUCCUUGCACAGCUGGAUUCCCAUCCACGCCGCUCGGGCGCAGUGAACUGGACCUCUUAUGCCAGUGGCAUAAAAACAGUCUCAACGGGGAACUGGGAGUUUAAGGGCCUUGUCUUUUUUGAUGAGUUCACCUUCGUGGAGCUCAUGGGAAGCACUGGAAAUUACACAGUUUGUCAGAAAGAUCUCUGCUGCCAUCUAAACUACCAGAUGUCUGAGAAGCGACCCGAUGAAGUUUAUGCCCUAGGGGCAUUUGAUGGACUACAUACUGUUGAAGGAACCUAUUAUCUACAGAUUUGUACUCUGUUAAAGUGUAGAACAACUGAUGUAAGGACUUGUGGUGACUCUGUUGAAACUGCUUCUACCAGAUUUGAAAUGUUCUCCCUCAGUGGCAAUUUUGGCACCCAAUAUGUCUUCCCUGAGGUGUUGCUGAGUGAAAUUCAGCUUGCACCUGGAGAAUUUCAGGUGUCAAGCGAUGGACGCUUGUUCAGCCAGAAGCCAACAUCAGGGCCUGUCUUGACAGUGACGCUGUUUGGGAGGGUGUAUGAGAGGGAUUUGACACCAGAUGCUCCAGCAGGCCUACAGCAGAAGCACUGAGGCUGAUGAUAACUGUUAUAAUAUCUACUACGUCCUCAUUAAGUUGGUAGAAUAUUUACAUUCUCCCUUUCCCUCUCUCUUGUAUCAAUCAUUUUUAUAAGGAUGGAUGCUAGAGGAAAAAAGAAUGGGUUUGAAUUUUUUGAUCCUGGUCUCAGGUAUAAGUGAAUUACUAAUAUAUAUUUCUCUUUAUUCAGUUACACACAUACACACAGACACCUGAUGAUAUACACCGGAUGAACAGUAACAAUAUUUUGAAAGGUAAAAUCUGCAAAAUGAGAAUAACAAUUGUAACCACUUCUUAGUUAUUUUGGUGAGAAUUAAGUAAAUAAAAAUUUAAAGUGCUUGGAUAUGUUCCUGCUCAUGGAAUUCACUUGAUAUAUGUUAGUUAUUUCAGUUACAUAUGACAGCAAAAAGAAAACCAAUUGUGAUGUAUUUAUUGCCAAAAUUAUAUUACCUCUUAUUGUUUAAAGUGCAUACAUUUGCUAGUGGUUGAUCCCCAGAGUAUUUCAAUUAGAAGAUCGAUGAAAUCAACACAAGCUGAUUGGCUUCAGAAGGAAGUCUAGCACUGACAUAGAACAGAAGGCAGUUGGUUUGUCUCAGGGCCCAUGAGAAGGCCUUCACAUUUUGUGUGUGUUUUUCAGAAGCGAGUUGUUCCCUGUCGAGGACUUUGCCUUUCUUCCCAGCCUAUAGGCCGAUUAAUAGGAUGACUCUAAGGUGGAGGUGUCAAAUCCAGCCUAUUGCCUGGUUUUUGCAUGGCCUGUGAACUAAGAAUGGAUUUUACAUUUUUAAAUGGUUGAAAAAAAAUCAAAAGUAGAAUAAUAUUUUGCAACCUGUGAAAAUUGCAUGAGAUUCAAAGUCCAUACAUAACAUUUUAUUGGAACAUAGUCAGGCUUAUCUGUUAUUGUCUGUGGUUGGCUUUGUGCUAUGAGGGCAGAAAUGAGUAGUUAAAACAGACAGACAAAGACCCAAAAAGUUGAAAACAUUGACUACUUGACUCUUUACAGAAAACGCUUUUGGACUCCUACUCUAAAGCAUUAAAAAGUAAUGGAAUUUAUGAAAAAAUGCUCAACUUCACUGGCUAUUAGGUAAAUGCAAAUCAAAACCACAAUGAGAUAACAUCUCACACCUACCGGAAUAGCCAUUAUCCAAAAAACAGAAAAUUACAAGUGCUGG